Molecule: messenger RNA, 5041 nt
Organism: Polyodon spathula (Mississippi paddlefish)
Lineage: Eukaryota; Metazoa; Chordata; Actinopteri; Acipenseriformes; Polyodontidae
Product: fermitin family homolog 2
Exons: 17
Coding region: 356-2446 (696 amino acids)
Biological process (GO): integrin-mediated signaling pathway; cell-matrix adhesion
Cellular component (GO): extrinsic component of cytoplasmic side of plasma membrane; focal adhesion
Molecular function (GO): integrin binding
Source: RefSeq, a predicted model, not a curated record
AUAAUAAUUUUAAAAAAAACUUGCAUACAUGUUUCCCUUUCCUUCUGUUAUGCCUUCAAAAUAAAGGGAGUAAAAAAAAGUGGGAUCUGGGAAGCGGAUAAAGCCUGGAGUAUUUAAUAGGAAUAUCGGGAUUGGAGCAGUGAGUGACGUUAUCUGCUGUGGCGAGAGGGAGGCAGAAAGCUAGCCAACAGGACUCCAUUAAGUAGAGCCGGGAGGAAACAGUUUGGUAGACUGUGUUUAGUGGGACGUGUUGUGUUUCUCAAAAGUCAAUUCAAGAAAAAAAAAAAUCGUGAAAAAACAAGAACUUUUGGGGUUUUAACCAUUUGCCGUUUUGGGACUGUUGCAUUUGUGAAGGAUGGCGCUGGACGGUAUUCGGAUGCCCGAUGGCUGCUAUGCAGACGGGACCUGGGAGUUGAGAAUGCACGUGACUGAUCUCCACCGGGACGUGUCGCUGAGGGUCACGGGCGAGGUGCACAUUGGAGGGGUGAUGCUCAAACUCGUCGAGAAGCUUGAUGUGAAGAGGGACUGGUCAGACCACGCUCUGUGGUGGGAGAAGAAGAAGACCUGGCUGCUCAAGACUCACUGGACCCUGGAUAAGUACGGGAUCCAGGCCGACGCUCGGCUGCUCUUCACCCCUCAGCACAAGCUGCUGCGGCUCCAGCUGCCAAACAUGAAGCACAUGAAGGUCAAGGUGAACUUCUCCGACCGCGUCUUCAAGGCCGUCUCAGACAUCGCAAAGACCUUCAAUAUCAGGCACCCUGAGGAGCUGUCUCUGCUGCGCAAACCCCAGGACCCCAAAAAGAAGAAAAAAAAGCUGGAGGAGGCAGAGGAGGAUGCGCUGGAGUUAGAGGGGCCGCUCCUCACCCCCGGAUCAGACUCCGAUGUUAUUUUCAUCGGCCCAGUCAAAGGCAGUAUAUACUCAAGUCCUGGCCUCUACAGUAAGACUAUGACCCCCACCUAUGACUCUCGCGACGGCAGUCCGCUGUCCCCCACCUCUGCCUGGUUUGGAGACAGCCCUCUGUCGGAGGGAAAUCCCAGCAUCCUCGCUGUCAGCCAACCAAUCUCCUCGCCUGAUGUCCUGUCCAAGCUCUACAAGCCACAGAGCCUGCUGGACAAGGCCAAGAUCAACCAAGGGUGGUUUGACUCCUCCCGAUCUCUGAUGGAACAAGAUGUGAAAGAGAACGAGGUGCUGCUGCUGAGAUUCAAAUACCACAGUUUCUUCGACCUUAACCCAAAGUAUGACGCUAUCCGUGUGAAUCAGCUCUAUGAACAGGCGAAGUGGGCCAUCCUGCUGGAGGAGAUAGAGUGCACUGAGGAGGAGAUGAUGAUGUUUGCAGCUCUGCAGUACCACAUCAACAAGCUGUCCAUCAUGUCCUCGGUCAACCACAUGAACAACAGUGACAAGGAGGUGGACGAGGUGGAUGCAGCGCUGUCUGACCUGGAGAUCACGCUGGAGGGGGGCAAGACUUCCAGCAUACUGGGUGAUAUCACUUCUAUUCCGGAACUUGCAGACUACGUUAAAGUUUUCAAGCCGAAGAAGCUAACCCUUAAAGGCUACAAACAGUACUGGUGCACGUUUAAAGACAUUACCAUCUCCUGUUACAAGAGCAAAGAGGAAGCUCAUGGGACUCCAGCCUACCAGAUGAAUCUCAGAGGUUGUGAGGUGACUCCAGAUGUCAACAUCUCGGGUCAGAAGUUCAACAUCAAGCUGCUGAUCCCUGUGGCUGAUGGCAUGAAUGAGAUCUGGCUGCGCUGUGACACUGAGAAACAAUAUGCCAACUGGAUGGCGGCAUGCCGGCUGGCCUCCAAAGGCAAGACGAUGGCAGACAGCUCAUACAACCUGGAGGUGCAGAACAUCCUGUCCUUCCUCAAGAUGCAGCACAUGAAUCCUGACCCCCAGCUCAUCGCUGAGCCCAUCAGCACUGACAUCAACCCCGAGUGCCUGGUCUCUCCACGCUAUCUCAAGAAGUACAAGAAUAAGCAGCCAGGCUAUAUAAGGGACUUGAUCACGGCUCGGAUCCUCGAAGCUCACCAGAACGUGGCCCAGAUGAGUCUGAUCGAAGCCAAGAUGAGAUUCAUCCAGGCCUGGCAGUCUCUGCCUGAGUUUGGAAUGACACACUUCCUUGCAAAGUUCCAGGGAGGGAAGAGGGAGGAGCUGAUCGGCAUCACCUACAACAGGCUGAUCCGCAUGGACGCCCACACUGGAGAUGCGAUCAAGACCUGGAGAUUCAGCAACAUGAAGCAGUGGAACGUCAACUGGGAGAUCAAAAUGGUGACAGUGGAGUUUGCAGAUGAGCCGAGCCUUGCUUUCAUCUGCACGGAGGUGGACUGCAAGGUUGUGCACGAGUUCAUUGGAGGAUACAUCUUCCUGUCGACGCGUGCCAAGGACCAGAAUGAGAGCCUUGACGAGGAGAUGUUCUACAAGCUGACCAGUGGCUGGGUUUGAUUUGGGGUGAAAGAGGCUGACUGGGGAGUGGGGGCUGCGCACCAAGAGAGUAAUCCGGUCCGGUCCGGUCCAGCCAGACCAACCUAAAACACUUCAUACUGUUUCCUCUCCAGUCCAAGUGAACACUGUCCAUGUAUAGCCCUCUCCUCCUCAUACCAUCUUUCAUCUUCUUGGGUAGCAGCAGCCCACAGCAGAUGACCUUUUAAACCUACGGAUGAACCCUGCAGUUUGAAACAGCUCUAUAAGCUCUGUCCCUCGCCAUGGAAAAAACGUCCACAUAUCUCCCAGGGUCACCAUUCUUGGAGCAGUUACAGAGGGUUAGGAUUAACUAGGAUGCACCAGUGUCUCUCCUUUACAGGAAAUUACUAGUUUUGUAUUCAAAAGUUGUGUUUUUUUUUUCUUUUUAAUUUUACACUUUGAAGCAUACUGUAUGUCUGCAAAGUUCGAUUACCUGUCUGUGAUGCUACGUGGUUAUAUUAUUAUUUUCACGUGUGUGUAAAAUUGGGCUGCUUUUGCAGGUUAGUUCAGCAGACUAAACUGUCUACCUUCUCGUAAAUCACAGCAGCUGGUUAUAUAGUGUCAUUUUUCUAACCAGGGCUGGCCAGAUGUUUAGUUUGCGUUUCAUGAUCAUGAAUGUAAAGGAGUGUUUAACACCUUGCAUGACUAGUAUAGGGGUCGGAUACAUGAAGGCUGUAUUAAUAUGAAGGAAAUAUUCCCCUGAUGGGGGAGUCUAACUGGGUUGGGCUCCAUACCCUGCUUUUACAGGAAGUUGGCUCCCCCUGUACAUUUUUUUUUUUUUUUAAAUUGCAAGAUGACCUGUGAACUGUAACAUGCUGCUUUUUAUUAACGGGACAAGCUCAUACUGAACAUGUAGAAUUCAUUGGAAUUUUAGAUUUGUUUUGUUGUUUUGCAAUUAAAUAUAAUGUAUGCUAAAAAAGUAUUUCUAUCCUAAAAUUAAUUGGCCAAAAAAUUAAGUGGUUUGUGUUGGCUUAAACAGAAACAUGAAGCAGUAUAUUAAUGAAGCCAGUGUAGUGUGCAGAUUUAAUGCCUGUUUCUGACAUAACCCAGAAAGCGCCUGUGCUUGGCCUGUGUUUCUUUUUGCAUAGUAUGGGUUUUGUUAGAUAUCAUGACUGUUGAAUUCAACAUGCAUCGUGGAUUACUUUGCCUAUCCUGAUUUUGGGCCGCACAAAGGUGCAGCCUUGGUGAGUUUGUCAUCAGAGUGUGUGACUCAAUUACCUUUUUUUUUUUUUUUUUUUUUUUUUUUUUUUUUUUUUUUUCUUUUUUCCCCUUGAUCUGCAAUCUCUCCACUUCCAAGGAAUGUGAGGUGCUGGGAACAAGAACAGCCUGUCAGCUUUACACUGGUGCCAAUAGCUGUCAUUAAUGUAUCCUGUUUGAUGUAAAGAAGCGCUGUUAAAAAGUGGUAUCAUUGCCCCUUUUGUAUUCCCAGAACUGCCCCUAUAGAGAGGGGUGAUAGACCCCACUGUAUGUACAUCCUUCCCCCUAUAGAGAAGGAUGACGGAACCCAGUGUGUGUACAUCAAUCCCCCCUAUAGAGAAGGAUGACAGACCCCACUGUAAAUAAAUCAAACCCCCCUAUAGAGAAGGAUGACAGACCCCAGUGUGUAUACAGAGCUGUGCAGGUUGCUGCUAAGCAUUCUUGUAUAGCCACAGCACGUUCCUGAUGUUAUCCUACUGCCUUGUGUUUUUGCUGAUUUGUAGAGGCGAGUGCUGCUCGUGACUCAUUAUGAAUGACACUGUCUAUCGGGUUACCAGCCUUGCUCACUUUUGUUUGCCAUACUAAUUAUUUUUACACCAUAUAGUAUUAUGGAGUUAUAUUUAUAACUCGCCAGCAUUAGGACACAAACAAGUCAGGUUUCAUUGUUUUAUUUUCCAGAUGAAUGAAGGAACUCCUAAAUGAAGUAUUAGUUUUAUGUAACUAAUGUAAAAACACAAGUUUUAUGUAAUUGUACAGUUUUAAGUAUAGUUUCACAAAAAAAUCGGCAGUUGACCUUGUGUAGAAAUAUGAAGUCUGAAGGUGUUUGUGUCUUUUAAAAAUAAGGUCUUCUGAAGUCGAUAUAUAAUGUAUGUAAUGUAUGUAGAUCUAGUUGAACCCGAGUCUUAAACUCCAGGUUGAAGGGCUAAUUCAGAACUUGCUGCAAAGCUUGAUCUCCCCUUUUUGAUGCCUUGAUGUCAAACAUGCAAAGCUGCCUUUUUUAAAGAGACUACAUGAGUGGGUUUUAAUUGUCCAAAUGGACAGCUGAGUUUCUACAUGUGGGCUAUUUCAAUUAAAAGGUGCUUCUGGCAAAGAAUGCAGACUGAGGCUUUUCCACAAACUGAUUUAAAAGGAGGCCCUACUUUAACAAUGCAACAUGUUUCUUUUUUUAAAUUCUUGAAUAAAGCAGUUGAUCUGUCCUUAGCCCUGGAGUCUGAGACUGCAAUAGAAUGGAGUAACACUGCUAGCUUUGCCUCAAAGUGCUCAUAGCACCAUUAGUUUUGUGCCGCCUGCGUCUGGGAAUAAGGGGUAUUGUCCCUUGUGUUUUUUAGACUGUAAAUGCAUUUAUUUUAAAAAAAUAAAAAUAAAAAAAAACAAUUUUUA